Diachasma alloeum is the source of this 798-nucleotide messenger RNA. RefSeq names its product dopamine N-acetyltransferase-like. The record is from RefSeq and is a predicted model, not a curated record. NCBI's taxonomy places the organism in Eukaryota, Metazoa, Arthropoda, Insecta, Hymenoptera, Braconidae. The coding region runs from base 1 to 798 and encodes 265 amino acids. The transcript is spliced from 3 exons. Gene Ontology annotation, molecular function: N-acetyltransferase activity.
AUGUUGAGAAUAGUUGGAAAUCUCGCGCGCAAUGCAAUACAGAAAGCCCGAAUAUCUUUGCCUCGAGUAAUUCAGUCGGAUGUCAAACUGGGGGAUAUCCAGUUUCGACGAAGUAAUGAGACAAAAUGCGAAACACCUGAGUACGUCAGUCGAAUAGCCGUCCCCACUGACUACGACUACGUCGUGAAUUUCAUGUGCAAUACCUACUUCAAGUCAGAGCCAUCAAUGGUGAACAUUGGUCUUGCCAAUCAAGACCCAUCUCCCGUUCUAAUCGACCUGAUGUACAAGCAGAUAAAGGAUGGAAUGACGAUAAUAAUAUUGAACGAGGAGGGUUGCAUCAUCGGGGCAGCCGUGAACGCCGGGAUGUCCCCCUGGGAUCCAGCUGGAAUCCGAGACAUUGCGAAUUGCGUCGAGAAUAAAGACCUGGCAAAUCUCCUGCGGUUCUUCGCGAAAUUGGCGGAGGCACCCAAUCUUUGGGAGACUCAUCACACCAACAGGUUUUUCGAAUGCUCCUGCGUGGCUGUGGAUCCACAAUAUCGCGGAACGGGCAUCGCUACGAAGCUCAUUCACGACAGCUGGAUGCUAGCUAGGGACUGCCGAUGUCGAUUGUUCAGGAUUGAUUGCAGUAGCAAAUACACGGCUAAGAUCGCUCAGAAAUUCGGCUGGGAGUGUGUUAUGUCAAUCCCGUACUCGAGUCACAUGGAAUGUGAUGAAUUCGUUUUCAAGAACAUCAGGAAACCCCACGAUACUGUGGAUAUCUACAUCGAUUUCCCUACGAGGCCCAAAAAAUCCUCUUAG